AUGGCAUCUCAUUACGGCACACUGUGCGUCACGGGUGGCACAGGUGCCCAGCCAGGGGCUUGGCCCUGGAUCGUAACCAUCCAGAACCCUUGGAAAACAGGCACGGGCCACAUGUGUGGAGGGUCCCUCAUGAGCCCACGGCAGGUCCUCACAGCAGCCCACUGCUUCAUCAAGGCCAGGCACAUCACCAUGUGGCGCAUGGUGAUCGGGGCCACCCACUUGACUCAACUGGGCCCUGAGACCCAAGUGCGCAACAUUAAGUGGCUGAUGGUUCACGAAUGCUACAGUAACAUCAUGGACAUGAACGAUAUCACCUUGCUGGAACUGGACCAGCCUGUCCAGUGCGGCUACUACAUAUAUCUCACCUGCGUGCCUGACGCCUCGCUGAGAGUGUCAGAGCUGACGAGCUGCUACAUCAGUGGUUGGGGUGCCACCACGGCAAGAUGUGAGUUCCCAAAUGCUAGAGGAUCGACUGCUGUCCUGCAGGAGGCCCAGGUCCACCUCAUCGAUGUCAAACUCUACAACAGCAGCCGGUGGUACAGAGGGGCCAUCCAGCCCCACAACGUGUGUGCCAGCUAUCCACAGGGCGGCAUUGACACCUUCCAGGGUGACAGAGGUGGUCCUCUCGUCUGCAAAGACAACGACGCUGACUACUUCUGGCUCAUGGGGGUGACCAGCUGGGGGAAAGGCUGCGCGAGAGUCAAGCGGCCUGGAGUCUACACCUCCACACAGCACUUCUACAGCUGGAUCCUG
Leptosomus discolor (cuckoo roller) is the source of this 753-nucleotide messenger RNA. The record is from RefSeq and is a predicted model, not a curated record. NCBI's taxonomy places the organism in Eukaryota, Metazoa, Chordata, Aves, Leptosomiformes, Leptosomidae.